Messenger RNA from Pyrenophora tritici-repentis Pt-1C-BFP, 1479 nucleotides. RefSeq lists its product as uncharacterized. NCBI's taxonomy places the organism in Eukaryota, Fungi, Ascomycota, Dothideomycetes, Pleosporales, Pleosporaceae. The record is from RefSeq and is a predicted model, not a curated record.
AUGAAGUUGACAAAUUAUCUCUUCACUACCGGUAAAUGCUUGGCAUACCUUUUUCCACUUGCCAGAGCGGCGAAUGUUUCAAGCUCUCAUGAUAGUGCCGCGCAAGAUGCCACAGCAUUUGCAAUCCAGUAUGCAUAUCCGAUAUCUCAAUGGCAACAAGCUGUGACGAACAUCUUAGAUGCCGUCAAUGAACCGAAUACUCUAUGGCCAUACCGUACACUUUCCGGUCCCCUAAAUCGCACUAUAGUUGGCCCAAAUGCAGACACGUUGUACAUUUGGGUGGCUGUCGACUUAUCGCAGGAGGACCUCGUUUUGACCAUUCCCAAUAUCAGUGAUGGAAGAAACUGGAUAUGGCCUUGCUACGAUGUUUAUGGCAACAAUUUUGCCGGAAUGUCAAUCAAUGACGACUCACCGCCGGGCGACUAUUUGAUCAGACGUGCAGACGAUGCUCUCGUUCAACCAGGCAUUGAAUACACUACUCCGGCUGAAUCAUCCCGUUACAAAGGUGUGGUUUCUUAUGCCACAACCUACGGUAUCAUGCUCGGUCGUAUCCUCGUACGCCAAAAUACCACGGAGGAUAUUGCGACUAUACGAAACUACCAAGAUCAAAUUUUCCUCAAAAAGAUUCCUCGUACACAAUCUCAGCCUUUCGCAGCACAAGCACCGAGACUGUCACGUGAGCUCAUCAACACUUCAAAUGCCACUGACAGGGUGACGGGCUAUCUAGACCUACUGGCCAAGAUUGGACAGUUCAACCAACCCGACGUGAUCUCAGACCGGUACCGAGUAGCAUCCAAACUUGGUCUUGCUGGUAUUGCAGACGGAAUCUACUCCCCACCUAGCGGAAUAAACCUAACCGCUGCUACCAUUGCAGCGAACGCAAGCAUCUCUGCGGCUUACUCCCAAAACUUGAUUGAUGUCGGCAACAACUGGGUCAUCCCCAAAAUGAAGUGUCAAGGCAUCUUCGGUCUCGAAUACGGCUGUCGUGCUUACCGCGCACUCCGCGGUUAUCUAGGCCUGGUACAAUCCGAAAAUCUCUUCAUCACGAACAAAUCGGACAACUUGACUUUGAACGCGACGUCGGCCUUUCUCUUCACCUUCUCUGGCAGGCCUCCGAUCAAGUCGACCGGGUUUUGGAGUUUGACCGUGUAUGGGGCGGACCAAUAUCUAGUGCCCAACGAGCUGGGUAGGUACGUCAUCGGGGACCGAAGCAAGCAGUUGAAGUUUGAGAAUGGAGGCUUGGUGAAUGGUGAAGAUGGUGCAAAUCCUGGGAACGAAACUGUGGAUGGGAGAUUUCAGGUCCUAUUGCAACCGGCUGAUAUUCCCCCACCGGAUAACUGGACUAGCAACUGGCUUCCGGCCCCAGCAGGAGGUGGUAAGCUUCUGUACUCGAUACGGUUUUACUCGCCAGCGGAGGCCUUCACAAAUGGGGAGUACGUAUUUCCAACUGUCGAAACUAUUAAUGCAAUCAAGGCUUGA